UGAAGCUGGCCACUGAACCACCCAAGCCUCCAGUGAAGCUGGCCACCGAACCUCUCCAGCCUCCAGUGAAGCUUGCUGCCAAAUCCCCCAAGCCUCCAGUGAAGCUGGGCACCGAACCUCCCAAGCCUCCAGUGAAGCAAACCCCCAAGCCUUCAAUGAAACUGGCCACCGAAUCCCCCAAGCCUCCAGUGAAGCUUGCUGCCAAAUCCCCCAAGCCUCCAGUGAAUCAGGGCACUGAACUUCCCAAGCCUCCAUUGAAGCUGGCCACCAAACCACCCAAGCCUCCAGGGAAGUUGCCCACCGAAUCCCCCAAGCCUCCAGUGAAGCUUGCUGCCAAAUCCCCCAAGUCUCCAGUGAAUCAGGGCAGUGAAUUCCCCAAGCGUCCAGUGAAGCUUGCCACCAAAUCCCCCAAGCCUCCAGUGAAGCCAACCCCCAAGCCUCCAUUGAAGCUGGUCACCGAACCACCCAAACCUCCAAUGGAGCUGGCCACCGAGGCUCCCCAGCCUCCAGUGAAGCUUGUUGCCAAAUUCCCCAAGCCUCCAGGGAAGCUAGCCACCGAAUCCCCCAAGCCUCUAGUGAAGCCUCUAGUAAAGCAGGGUGCCAAACCUCCCAAGCCUCUAGUAAAGCCAAACCCCAAGCCUCCAGUGAAGCUUGCCACAGAACUACCCAAACCUCCAGUGAAGCUGGCCACCGAACCUGCCAAGCCUCCAGUGAAGUUUGUUGCCAAAUUCCCCAAGCCUCCAGUGAAACUGACCACCAAAUCCCCCAAUCCUCCAGUGAAUCAGGGCAGUAAACCUCCCAAGCCUCCAGUGAAGCUUGCCGCCAAACUUUUCAAGCCUCCACUGAAGACUGCACCUAAUCCUCCAGAGAAGCUUGCUGCAGAAACACCCAUGCCUCCAGUGAAGCUUGCUGCCAAAUCCCCCAAGCAUCCAGUCAAGCUGACCACCGAACCUCCCAAGCCUCCAGUGAAGCUGGCCACCGAACCGCCAAAACCUCCAGUGAAGCUGGUUGCCAAAUUCCCCAAGCCUCCAGGGAAACUGACCACCGAAUCCCCCAAGCCUCCAGUGAAGCUUGCUGCCAAAACCCCCAAGUCUCCAGUGAAUCAGGGUAGUAAACCUCCCAAGCCUCCAGUGAAUCUGGCCACCGAACUGCCAAAACCUGUAUUGAAGCUUGCCGCCAAACUAUUCAUGCCUGCACCUAAGCCUCCACUGAAGCUUGCCACUGAACCCACCAAGCCUCCACCUAAGCCUGCCCUCAAGCCUCCAGUGAAGCUGGCCACCCAAUCCCCCAAGCCGCUAUUGAAGCUUGCUGCCAAACUUUUCAAGCCUCCAUUGAAGACUGCAUCUAAGCCUCCAGAGAAGCUUGCUGCUGAAACACCCAUGCCUCCAGUGAAGCUUGCUGCCAAAUCCCCCAAGCCUCCAGUGAGGCUGGCCACCGAAUCCCCCAAGCUUCCAGUGAAUCAGGGCACCGAACCUCCCAAGCCUCCAGUGAAGCUGGUCACCGAACCGCCAAAACCUCCAGUGAAGCUUGUUGGCAAACCCCCCAAGCCUCUAUUGAAGCUUGCCGCCAAACUAUUCAAGCCUGCACAUAAGCCUCCACUGAACCACCCCCCCCCCCCAAGCAUCCAUUGA
This is a messenger RNA of Pimephales promelas (fathead minnow), 1631 nucleotides long. The record is from RefSeq and is a predicted model, not a curated record. Lineage: Eukaryota; Metazoa; Chordata; Actinopteri; Cypriniformes; Leuciscidae.